CUCUCCCUCCCACCAUUGCGCACCCACCCACGUCCUCCCCUUCUCUGAUUUGUCCACAUUUUUAUAAUAUUCACAUCUGACUUUCUGUUUCUCAGUCCAUAUCUCAAUCCAUUGAAUUUUUUUCUUUUUUAUGAUUCUCUGUUCUUCUUCUCUGGACGUGCGUAAGGCUAAUCAUGUCAGACUGCUGCUGUUCUUGGGGUCUCACUGCUGCGACUGUUUCUGGGUAUUGUUGGGUUUUUUCUCUGUGUUCUUGUUUGUCGUGUGACGGCACUGAGCUCUGUUUUUGUUUUUGUUUUUUGAUUUGGGUUUCUGGGUUGAUUUGAGAAAUCGAUUUUCUCAUCUGGGUUGUGCUUGUUUUUGCAUUCCCAUUGGUGAUAUGAAAAAUAUGUUUUCUGAAUGUUCCAUGUGAAUCUGCAACUUCUUACAGACUGUACAGAUUAGGGCUUGUUACUGUUUCAUUCAUUUGGAUUCCUAGAACUUUGGAGAGAGAGAGGGAGGUUUGGGAGCUCAUUUCAGCAGAGUUUUUGCCAAUAUGGCCAAAAUCGAUGUUAUUUGGACUUGUUUCACUUUGUUUCAUCAAAGAAAACUCCUGUUGCUUUGUUAAAAGGAGAAUUAUGUUAGAUAUUGGAGCCUUUUUAAGUCUACAAUUUCAGAAAUUUUCUGUUCAUUUGACCGUUUUCUUUUUGUGAAGUCUAAAUGCCAAUAAUAUGUUUGAUUAAAGGCUGUUGAUUGGAGUUGCAAAACGUCAAGCGGAUGAGAGUUUAAUCUGCAAGAACUUAUGAUUAGAUUCUGCUGCAAUGGGGCAUCUAGAGAAGAAAUGGCUAUUUCCUCUUGUGAUAAGUUCUGUAAUAUGCAUGUUCCUCAUUGCCACUUCCUUCAACAUGGGUCUAAUCUCUUCUCUCCACACAAUCAAUUCAAUCUUCUCAAUGUUCCCAUCUCCAUUGAUCCCGAACCAAAGUAACCCUCCGUUUUUCGCCGAGAGGAAAGUUGGGAAGUUGCCACCGCCACCGCCAGACCCUGCGUCUAUGAUUCCGCGGUUCGCUUACUUGGUCUCGGGGUCGAAAGGGGACUUGGAGAAGCUGUGGAGAACUCUCAAAGCGCUGUACCAUCCAUUGAACCAAUACAUUGUUCAUUUGGACCUGGAGUCACCUCCAGAGGAGAGGUUGGAGCUUGCUUCAAGAGUGGCAAAUGAGUCUAUUUUUGCUGAGAUUGGGAAUGUUUUCAUGAUCACCAAAGCAAAUAUGGUCACUUAUAGAGGACCAACAAUGGUGGCUAAUACUCUCCAUGCUUGUGCUAUUCUUCUCAAGAGGAGCAAUGAUUGGGAUUGGUUUAUCAACCUCAGUGCCUCAGACUACCCUCUCAUCACUCAAGAUGAUCUUCUCCACACAUUCUCACCACUUGAUAGACAACUGAACUUCAUUGAACAUACAAGCAAGUUAGGAUGGAAAGUGAGUAAACGAGCUUUGCCAUUGAUGAUAGACCCUGGAUUAUACAAAACAACCAAAUCAGAUAUAUUUUGGGUCCACCCGCAUCGAGCUCGACCCACGGCAUUCAAGUUAUUCACCGGAUCAGCAUGGAUGGUUCUGUCUCGUUCAUUUGUGGAGUAUCUCAUCUGGGGUUGGGACAACCUUCCCAGAACACUUCUGAUGUACUACUCGAACUUUGUGUCCUCCCCAGAAGGCUACUUCCACACUGUGAUCUGCAAUGAGCCUGAGCUUGCAAAAACUGCAGUUAACCAUGACUUGCAUUACAUCUCGUGGGACGUGCCGCCCCGGCAGCAUCCUCACACCCUCACCGUCAACGACACCCGAAAGAUGAUUGCCAGCGGUGCCGCCUUUGCCCGGAAGUUCCAGCGAGACGACCCGGUGCUGGACAAAAUUGAUCAGGAGCUACUGGGGGUUGAUAAUAGAGGUGGUUUCACCCCUGGUGGGUGGUGCUCUGGGAAGCCUAAAUGCUCAAAAGUUGGAAACCCAUUGAAGAUCAAGCCAGGGUCUGGAGCUCGCAGGCUUCGCGGCCUUGUAACUAAGCUAGCGAAGGCUGCAAAAGUAGGUCGAGAUCAGUGUAAAUAGUCUUUUAGCUAGAAGAAGGAUAUUCAUUCAUUCACGAAGAAGAAGAAGGUAAAAGAUGACAUUUGAAAUUCUUUUCCCCGUGUUACUAUGAUUUUCUAAUCAUAGCUGUCAAGGUUCGUUGGAUAAUAUUAUUAUUUUUUGUUUCUCAUUUCAUUUGUUGGUUUUUUUCUUCGUUUUCCAAAUGGAAAGUAAAAUACGAUUGAAACAUAAACAUGUUUCGUGAUUUGGGAAGGAAUAAUGAAAAUGUUAUCUGAGGAGCCCGUAGUAGAAGUA
Molecule: messenger RNA, 2342 nt
Organism: Momordica charantia (bitter melon)
Lineage: Eukaryota; Viridiplantae; Streptophyta; Magnoliopsida; Cucurbitales; Cucurbitaceae
Source: RefSeq, a predicted model, not a curated record